CUUGCGCAUUUCACCAUCAUACAACUAACGACGCGACUCAUUCUUUUCGCUCGUGCAUGCCAGAAGCAUAUCUUACAAUCUAGGUCGCGGUCACUGCAUCAGGUUUCCGACUUCGGAACACGUCGGUCACAUCUCAAACUGACCUUACCGAGACCCUUUUACUCAGCUUCCCACAUUACGGCCAAUUCUGGAGAUGCUUGAACACCAAUUUAGCGACUACUGGUGACAAAGAUAUCUCAUCGAAGAGUCUCACCUCACAUCCACCCUCCUGAAAUUCCCAUUGGCACAUUUCACAGACGGACAACUGGAUCUGCCUGCGGAACCCUCAUCUACCAUCAUGACCUCCGCAAUCCAUGAUGACGAACUUUCAAUAUCCCUGCCUCAAAAUGACCAGUCGAAGUCGAGACCUUCUUUACCUCCAGUCAUAUCUCCUCCUGCGCGACCAAGUCUCAGUCAAACUCCCAUGGCUGAAUCUCCAGGCACGAUCCGAUCCAUGAAUCGGUUACAUCAAUACAGUUUCGUUCGGAACAUUGGUGAAGGCUCGUUUGGCAAGGUCAAGCUCGCGAGGCACAAGGUCACUGGUCAAGAGGUUGCCAUGAAGACGAUCAACCGUCGAAAGUUGAUCAGUCGAGAUAUGGCUGGUCGCAUCGAACGAGAGAUCCAAUAUCUCCAACUGCUUCGGCAUCCCCACAUCAUCAAGCUCUACACAGUCAUCACCACCAAGACCGACAUUUACAUGGUGCUCGAAUACGUACCUAUGGAAUUGUUCGAUUACAUCGUCAAGCAUGGUCGGUUGGGAGAAGCCAAAGCUAGGAAACUGUUUCAACAAAUCAUAUGCGCUGUCGAAUAUUGUCACCGUCACAAGAUUGUGCACAGAGAUCUCAAGCCUGAGAACCUGCUUCUGGACAAGAACAUGAACGUCAAGAUUGCCGACUUCGGCCUCAGUAACAUCAUGACAGACGGCAAUUUCCUCAAGACGAGCUGUGGAAGUCCAAAUUAUGCAGCACCUGAAGUUAUUGGCGGAAAGUUGUAUGCCGGUCCCGAAGUUGAUGUUUGGUCCUGUGGUGUCAUUCUCUACGUCUUCCUUGUUGGUCGACUUCCGUUCGACGACGAAUUCAUCCCUGCCUUGUUCAAGAAAAUUCAAGCUGGUACAUUCCACAUCCCCUCACAGACGCCGCCAGGCGCGGUCAACCUGAUCAAACGAUGCUUACAAGUGCAUCCUGUCCACCGCAUCACGAUUCCCGAGAUUCGCCAGGACGAGUGGUUCAAGAAAGACCUACCUCCUUAUCUGGUCGAGCCUGUUGAAGAAUUCCUCGAUACCGGUGUUGACCCAUCCAAAGCCAUUGACCCUCGGCAACUUGCACCUGGAAAGCCGCCCGAUGUUGUGGAACGAAUUCAUGAGCAAGUCAUUGGCAAGCUCGGACGAACAAUGGGUUACGCAAAAGAAGAUGUCAAAGAUGCUCUGAGCAAAGACGAGCCCAGCGCUAUCAAAGACGCCUAUCUCAUUGUGAGAGAAAAUCAGCUGAUGGUCGAGGCUCCAGAAUACCAAGUACAUAAUCCCGAACUUGAAUCGUUCAUGGCUUCGUCUCCUCCAGUCGAGCCCAACUUUCCCAACUUUCCCAAUAUCACCGGGUCACCCGUAACCAACGGCCGCCGAUUCGGGGAUGACGUGAAACCGCUUACACCUACUCGUGGAGAUAUGCAUCGCGCGAGCCGCACAUUAUCUGAUACUCCGGCACCACCGAAGGAAGAAGAGAAAUCUAGAACUUCAAAUGUUCGGGUCUUGAACACAUCACUGCCACAUGUUCACGAGGAACUUCUUCAAAUUCGGGAGAAGGCAAAGGCGAGAGGCGACGAUCCAGACACCAUUCUCCACCCCUCUCAAGAUCCUGACACCGAGAGUCCGAUCCCAGAAGAGAUCAAAGACGAAAAAGGAAAUCCUAUUUACCGAUCUAAAGAAGAACAGGAGGCGACAUCGAAGGCACUGAAGCCCCAUUCGAGGUCUGUGACUGCGCUCAAUACCUUACGAGAUCCGCAGGCACGACCGGAGGGAUUGACCAGCAUGUCACAAGACGAAAAGCGUCCUCCGAUGUCGAGGUCCAAACCCCGAAAAUGGCAGUUCGGCAUCCGAUCGCGUAAUCAGCCAUACGAAGCCAUGAAAUGUCUCUACGCUGCUCUCAAGGCUCAGGGGGCCGAGUGGGAGGUCAAUCCCUGGCUGAAAAUGCAGCCCGAGGGCGGCGAAGGCGAAGAAGAGCAGGACAAGGGGCCAGCACCUCAAGUGGAGCUGGGUCCUGGUGAGCGUCAUGUGGUUCUUCAACAGAAACACUCGUGGUUGAAGGAGGAUUACUACGUGCCUCGUGACCCGUGGAACAUCCGGGCUCGUGUGCUGAAGAGGGGAAUGCUGAUGCCAGGAGAAGCGCCGUCUCUCUCGGCCCACAGUUCCGCUGUCAGCCUGCCGGCCGAAGCCCAAAAUCAGCUCAAGAAGCAUAUUGAGCAGCUUGGUGGUUAUGCCUCCGAGGAUGUUGCAAAGGCCCUGGGUAUCAAGAACGGAGAUCUGCCAAGAAUGAAGUCACCACUCUCCAGCGCACAAAGCACGAGACCAAGCACGGGAAUGGGUGAACCGGGCGGUCAAGGACAAGAAGCAUACACAGGGCCUGCACACUACACCGGCCGAACCGACAGUCAGUCAACGUUGAACAAGAAGCUGCCAAGCGAAAAUAUCGGCGUUUAUGUGUUUAUUGACAUUCAACUCUACACACUCGAGACUUCGACUUAUGUAGUCGACUUCAAAUGCGAUGGUUACCAGAAUGUCAUUUGGCACGAUUCAAAGAAGGAUCGCGACAGAACCAAGACUCCUAGCAGCAGUAGCACGUUCACCAGUCCUUCCACCAGCCGACCAACUAGUGGUUUCUCCGAAGCCCACCGCGUCAAUUCCGAGCCACUGGACGAAGAAGCAUCGGAAGGGUAUUGGAAACCAGUCAGCAAACGAUACAGAAACGUGGAAAAAGAAAUCUCAAGUCCGUAUCCAUAUCUUGAUGUGGCCAGCGACUUGGUGGCUCAACUGUGGGGUGGCAAUGCCUAGUGGGUGACGUUGAAGCCCUGUAUGAUUUGUAACGACUCACGACAGAAUCAUGAAAUGUGCGGCAGCUUAGGCGCAUGGUGAUCGAGCUGGGAGCAUGGAAGACCUGGUGUAUUGCUGGAAUUGUCUCAUCCGAGCUUGGAGCUAGACAGGAUAUUCAUGUUUGAAGCUGACAGUGCUGGGAAAACUGGAUCCGGCCUGGAAUUCUAGAGAAGUGUACGAAAGUAUGAGGCAAGGCAUAGCCAAUGCCAUAGAUAGAACGAAAUCUCUUCUGAGAGACAUAAUGAAGAUCACAGAAUACCAGGUAACCAGGAC
Molecule: messenger RNA, 3394 nt
Organism: Exophiala xenobiotica
Lineage: Eukaryota; Fungi; Ascomycota; Eurotiomycetes; Chaetothyriales; Herpotrichiellaceae
Exons: 2
Coding region: 338-3082 (914 amino acids)
Biological process (GO): intracellular signal transduction; protein phosphorylation
Cellular component (GO): cytoplasm
Molecular function (GO): protein serine/threonine kinase activity; ATP binding
Source: RefSeq, a predicted model, not a curated record